AUGGGUAACAAAGUUGUCAUUAAAAGUGGAUCAUCAAAAGAACUCACACCACAAGUUAUCGCCUUGUUGAAAGCAAGUUCUAAUCUUAGUGAAAACGAAAUCAUAGAUUUAUAUGUUGUUUUUUGGAAUGAUUUUCCGUCUGGCAGAAUGAAUAAAGAAGGAUUUAUAAAAUAUUACGAAGAAAUUAAAGAUGAAAGGGAUCGAGCAAAUGUUUUGUGCGAUCAUGUCUUUGCCGUGUUCGAUAAAGAUCAUGAUGGCACAAUUGAUUUUUAUGAAUUCUUAUUGGCUAUUGCUACACGUUCUCCAGCUGAUCUAGAAAGUCAUCUAAAUUAUGUAUUUGAAAUGUGCGAUGUUUCAGGAGAUGGACAUAUGGAUCUAGAAGAAUUAGCAAGUUUUCUUAAGGCUUCAUUAACUAUUGCGGGUAAACUGGAAGGAACAGGUAAUGAUUAUGCAAGAGAACUUGCUAUUGGAGUAUUUAAUACGCUUGGUAUUACGGAAGGAAACAAAUUAAAUAAGGAUCAAUUUAUUAAAGGAUGCAAAAAUGAUUCAAAUCUUCGUGAACUGUUCGGUGGUGGGCAUUGA
Messenger RNA from Rotaria socialis, 582 nucleotides. The record is from the annotation of a GenBank genome assembly. NCBI's taxonomy places the organism in Eukaryota, Metazoa, Rotifera, Eurotatoria, Philodinida, Philodinidae.